ACCACGGUCCGGUCACAUGUGCUCCCGCCGUCACCCCUGACACUUGGACAGAGCUAGGCGAGGACGCACACGUGGCCUCGCUCUCCCCUCUAUUCUCAAUUUUUCGUUCCUUUAUUCACGUUUGCGGUUUGCAAUGACUAAACCGAAAGCCUGUACAGUCUGCAGGCUGCCAGUGAAGGGGCAUGAUGGCCCUUACGGCCCCGGGAAGUGCGGCGUGACCCUCUCGUCACCACCAGACGCCUCGGACAGCGACGCGGACAGGCGCCGUGCUGACAGGGCCCGGCGGUCUCUGCAGAAGCUCCGGCGGGAGAGCCGAAUCAAAGACCUGGCGAAGGGUCUCUGGUCAGAGGCGAGCGACGGGGAACAGGCAACUGUACGUGACCUCCGUGAAGACAAGGUCUUGGCCAGACGUGUCGAGCAGACUUUGGACGAGAUCUUCGGCAAAAAGAAAUCGCCAGCGUCAUCCAAGAAAAAGGUCCGGAUCCCGUCAGACGACGACAACCUCUCGCGGUCGAGCUCUUCUUCUCCGGUGGCUCACAACUCUCGCCGCCCCCUCGUAACCUCCUCGUCGGAAGACAGAGCGAAGGCCCGUCGCCACAGUUCCCGGCACCGCGUCUAUUCUUCGUCGGCCAACAAGGCCAAGUCUGACCGCCCCACUACCAGAAGCCGACGGAAAGGCAACAGGUCGCGCCGAUACCGUGCCACCGACUCGGACAGUUCGUUGGUUUCGUCUUCGUCGCCGCGCAGGUCCCGCCGCCGAGGUAAGGGCAAGAAGAGUGGCCGCAAUAAGACUAUCAAUGAUUGUGUUUCGGGGUUUGCUAAAGUGGACUGGCCAAAUCAUCACGUGCACUUCCCCGGCAAGGGUAAGAAAGGCGAUGGUUGUGUCACGUUCGAUGAUUUGUCGACACCUAUGUUCACGUAUGGAUAUGUCAAAAACCUCAUCGAGAAGAAACGGGUCGAGGGAUCCCUAAAGGUUAAGCUCCAACAUCUAGCUGAUUUGAUGUUUGAUGCUGCGUACUACGAAUGGGAAGUCGUGCGGGAAACACAUGCCGCCGUCCUGUACUCGAUGGAGAACGGCACGUUAACCUGGGCAGACAAAGACGCCAUCGACGAAACCCGAGAACACCAUUACCGCACUCAGGCUGGGGCCACCCGAGCUCCUCCCACACCCCGGGGUCCGACGCGCUUCCCACGCGAUCACAACAGGGCACGCUACUGCGAGGCUUAUCAGCAUGGGUCCUGCCAGCGAGGGUCGGAGCAUUGGGAUCAGCGUUGGGGCAAGUAAAGCAUGUGUGCUGCAUGUGCCUGCUUGUCAGGCACGUAGAGGUAGCGCAUCCGAAGAUCGAGUGUCCACACGCGAGGACCUUUCGCCCCGCCCCCGGUGGUCAGCCUGGUCGAGGUGCCAGUUUCCCUUCACAGCCGGGUGCCACUGGCACCGGGGGAGAACAUUAUUGAGUUGUUUCGUGCUGUUGCUCAGACCGGGGUCCCUAAUUACCUUGGCGCCCG
Branchiostoma belcheri (Belcher's lancelet) is the source of this 1506-nucleotide messenger RNA. RefSeq lists its product as uncharacterized. The record is from RefSeq and is a predicted model, not a curated record. The coding region runs from base 134 to 1285 and encodes 383 amino acids. The transcript has a single exon. NCBI's taxonomy places the organism in Eukaryota, Metazoa, Chordata, Leptocardii, Amphioxiformes, Branchiostomatidae.